Tetranychus urticae (two-spotted spider mite) is the source of this 742-nucleotide messenger RNA. The record is from RefSeq and is a predicted model, not a curated record. Lineage: Eukaryota; Metazoa; Arthropoda; Arachnida; Trombidiformes; Tetranychidae.
AAUGUUGACACAAUUGUUUCAUAAGGACAACAUCAAUUUGAAUAAGUUAAGCGAGACUUUGUUAAAUCAGAAAGAGAUUGGAGCCAUAAUUAGACAGAUCAAUCAAGAGGAAGAUGAUGAUAGUGAUGAGGAAGAUUCUGAUGAAGACAAUGUUCUCGGUUUAAUUAGCUUUAUUAACCUCUCCGACGGAAAUCAUGCAAAUGCAGAAUGGUGUGGCCAACUUAUGGAAUAUUUCACCAAAUAUUUGACUGGAGAGAAAAAGUCCGAAAUUGAAAAAAUAAUCAAAGGAGAUGCAAAGAAAGCUUGGAUCAUCAACGAAAGAUUCGUUAAUUUGGGUUGGCAAUUAGCUGUUCCUUCAUUUGAACAAAUUUUUAAGGAACUCAAAGCCAGUAAAGUUGAUUUUGAAUGCUACAUGUUGAUCUGUAAAAUACUUUACCCUAAAAGACGGUAUAAGGAAAAAAAGAAAUCAAAGCAAGAUAAGGAAGAUGUAAUAUUUCUCAAUCCAGAAGAAGAACUGCUUGAUGAAUGUGCGGAUUAUCGUUAUGAGUUACAUGUUUCCAAUCAAUGCGAUUCAGACACAAUCGGUGGUGAUUGGGAUGAGGGAGAUCAAGAAUAUCUUCCUUGUCGUCGUGUAUUAAUUUUUUGUAAUCAAUCAUGGGUUAAAGCUAAUGAAAACCUGAAAAAACAUGCUGCUAAUCCCACCUAUAGCACUAAUAGUGCCAAAUGACUAUAGUACAAACUU